This is a messenger RNA of Oncorhynchus kisutch (coho salmon), 2156 nucleotides long. RefSeq names its product transcription factor LBX1-like. Gene Ontology annotation, cellular component: nucleus. Gene Ontology annotation, biological process: regulation of transcription by RNA polymerase II. The coding region runs from base 360 to 1187 and encodes 275 amino acids. The record is from RefSeq and is a predicted model, not a curated record. Gene Ontology annotation, molecular function: sequence-specific double-stranded DNA binding; DNA-binding transcription factor activity, RNA polymerase II-specific. The transcript is spliced from 2 exons. Lineage: Eukaryota; Metazoa; Chordata; Actinopteri; Salmoniformes; Salmonidae.
GUGCCAGUGGGGACAUAAUUGAUUACGUCCUAAUCAAUAUUAACUUGUUAUUCAGUUGUUGCUGCAACUUCUUUGGACCUGGCCAUUUUCAGGGAGGCACAGUUCUCCUUCGGAUUGUCUGAACGUAUUUUUGUGGAAUAAUACUUUCAAGAAGAUAUCCCGGUUUGGAAUUAGUAGGUCUUUUUUAUGUUUCUUUUUGCAAGAAAGUUUUCAGCCAUGCCGUGCAUUUGGUGACUGUAAUGUGACAGGUUUUUUUUCGAUAGGGUUCGAUAUUAUUUGAUAUCUGUGAUUGUUGUUUUCGUUGUUAACAAUUCAAAAACAUUUUAAAGUUAGCUUGCGUAACGACUAACGCACUAAUAAUGACAUCCAAAGAAGUCGCCGAAUGUGACGCGGUCGAGAAUAGGAGGCGAAGUCCAUUGGACCAUCUUCCUCCGCCUGCAAACUCGAAUAAGCCACUGACACCGUUCAGUAUCCAAGACAUUCUCAACAAACCCUCCGUGAAACGAAGUUACACCAUUUGUGGGACAGCACACCUGAUUUCAUCGGCUGAGAAGCACCGUUCGUCCAGCAUCUCUGCUCUGGCCAACCGGGCACUGCUCACACAAACCUCACCACUCUGCGCCCUGGAAGAACUAGCCAGCAAAACGUUCAAGGGGCUCGAAGUUAGCGUGCUACAAGCAGCUGAAGGGAGAGACGGAAUGACACUCUUUGGGCAAAGAAACACCCCGAAGAAGCGAAGGAAGUCCAGGACUGCAUUCACCAACCACCAAAUCUACGAAUUAGAGAAAAGAUUCCUGUAUCAGAAAUAUUUGUCUCCCGCUGACCGAGACCAAAUCGCCCAACAAUUGGGUCUAACGAACGCCCAAGUCAUCACGUGGUUCCAGAACAGGAGAGCCAAACUAAAGCGAGAUCUGGAAGAGAUGAAGGCCGACGUGGAGUCGGCCAAAACUAUAGGUGACGGUAUUGUACCUCUGGAGAAACUCGCAAAGCUCGCUGACCUCGAGAAAUGCGCCAACGGAACGCUCGGACAUCACCCGCGAGCCGAUUCUCCCGCGCAGAGCGGCGGACGAGAGUACGAGCUCGCUCGCAAGCUGCGGAUGUCCCCCCUGUCGCCAUUUUCAGACCACACAACAAGUAAAGAAUGCUCAGAGGACGACGAAGACCUAGAAAUUGAUGUGGAUGACUGAUUGCGCAGUGGGAUAAUGAAAUACAAAAAUUACGACAUAAAGCAGUAACAAUCCUUACUACGAUUGUAACUUUUCCCUGCUGAUAUUCGUACAUCAUCUCAGAACAUUUACUAGUCUGUUGUGACUUUUGUAUCGGCACACAGAUAUUCACAGUAAGCAUGAACAAAUAGCCUACGCAGUGCUAUAUUCAAUAUAUUCAAUAUUCAUCAGCAGUCGGACAGUUUCAUCUUGUCUUCAAAUGUCAAUGAAAGCAAUAUGGGUUUCAUAAUCAGAACUAAAGAUAAUGCUAUUAUUUUUUAAACAUGUAAUUGUCUAUCAGACACACACAACUCUUUGAGUUAUUUCUCUCUCUCUCUCACACACACACACACACACACACACACACACACACACACAAACACACACACAAACACAAACACACACACACACUGAUCCUUGUUCAUAUUUAUGUAACACCGUGUCAUAUGCUUAAAGUAUGUCAGUUCUGAAAUAUUUUCGAUAGGUUUUGCAUGUUGAAAUGCAUGUUUUGUUUUGUUGAUCAUAUCUAUUUAUUGUUCCUUUUAAAUUAUAUCGCUUGAUUAUUUUUUGAGACAUACCUUAUCAUACACAUAGGUCUACUCGAGUUCAGACCAUUUGUACACAGCGUUUACAUAAUUAGCUAGUCAUAUUUACACCCACCAUAAUCCGUAUGCUGCAUUGCAUGAUACGAAAGGCAAAUUCAAAGGAUCAAAAACCAAGUUAUGCGUUUUAUAAAGAAAUGAUCGAACAAAGGUUAUAAAAUUACAAAAUACUGCGGUGAUAUUUCGACAUGGAGCUACAGUUACUGGACCGUAUGAAUAUAUUCAUUUGUUUGGAUACAAUAGAGUACUCUAUGGUUGAAUAGAUUUGUUAUGUUUUGUACACCUGUAAGUGCCUUUCUAAAAUCAGGACAGUAUUUGAAAACCAAUGCACAUUCUGUAAUGUAUAUAC